Messenger RNA from Pseudozyma hubeiensis SY62, 1668 nucleotides. RefSeq lists its product as hypothetical. The transcript has a single exon. Gene Ontology annotation, molecular function: GTPase activity; GTP binding. The coding region runs from base 1 to 1668 and encodes 555 amino acids. The record is from RefSeq and is a predicted model, not a curated record. Lineage: Eukaryota; Fungi; Basidiomycota; Ustilaginomycetes; Ustilaginales; Ustilaginaceae. Gene Ontology annotation, biological process: positive regulation of TOR signaling; regulation of autophagy; cellular response to amino acid stimulus. Gene Ontology annotation, cellular component: fungal-type vacuole membrane; nucleus; Gtr1-Gtr2 GTPase complex.
AUGGACACCAAAAGGCUGCAAGUACCCGUCAUCGGGUUGCGCAGAUCCGGCAAGAGCUCCAUCCUCAACGUCGUCUACAACGAGCUUCACCCGGACGACACUGUCUUCCUCGAAUCCACCACAAAACCCAGCUUCAUCCUCUCUGAUAGCUUCCUGCCCAUCCGCAUCAUCGACACUCCCAGCCGUGUCCUUCUGGGUGAUGUCCGAUUGGAGAAAGGGAUCCCGCUCUCCACUGCUGCUGCCGGUCGUGCCGGUCCACCACCUCCUGUCCCGGCUCGAAAUGCUCCCACGCAUAGCCAGAACAUCGCCAGCGUAGCAUCCGGGUCAGUCUCGGCCGCAGCGGCUGCUGCAGGGGCGAUAGGCGUUGGACUCACACCCGAGCUUCUCCCAUGGACCGAAGUCUCGGCCGUCGUAUUCGUCAUCGAUUCGCAGGACGACUACUACGAGGCCCUUUCCAAGCUUCAAUCCAUCAUCCUAUCCGCCUUUGCAGAGAAUCAGACCAUCGAAUUUCACGUAUUUGUCCACAAGAUCGAUGGAUACUCCAACGACUAUCGCCAGGAUACGCUCUCGACGAUCCAGGGCAAAGUGCUCGAUGAUCUGGUGGACAGCAGUCCGAGCUUUAUCGCUCAACCGUGGUCGUAUCCUGAACCUUUGCCGGUCAAAGAAGCAGAUAAGAAGAACGGAAAGCACAGGAGUAGGAGCAAGAGCAAGGAAUUCAGCUUCUCGAGAUCGCCAGCCGCAGGCGGGAAUAGCAGUUCGGGUGGUGGGGGGUACGAUGCGAGCGCGUCGGAGUUCUCGAGCUUCUCAGCGGGUGGGCAUCGGUCGGAUGUGGCACCCGAACCGGGUCAGAUCAACCUAGAUCAGGCGGUGAGGUUGCAUUGCCACGCAACGUCGAUCUACGAUACGAGCGUGUUUGUAGCCAUCAGCAAGGUGCAGCAGAGUCUGGCGCACAAGGUCAAGCCGGAAGAACCGAUGGAUGCGGAGCCGACGAAUGGAGCGACGCAGGCGGCGUCCGCUGCGGAUGGCGAUAAGCCGACGCGUCCAGCAGCAGUUGCGACGACACUACGACGCAGCCUGUCGCUGGCAGAGUCGAUGGAGCAGGUGUGCGAUUCGAUCUGUGCGACGUGUCGCUUCGAGAAUGCGUUCCUGUUUGAUCUGCCGACGAGGACGUACAUCGGAUCGGACUCUGCGCCGUUCGACGCGGCUUCGUUCGACCUGGUGUUCGACUAUGCGGGAUUCCUCGGCAAGUUCGCCGGUUUGUACGCGGGAGUAUCGAACGACUCUGCGACAGCGGCUCCAUCGCAAGCGGCGACUCCUGCAGCAAGUGGAUCGAGUUCGGCGUUCCAGCUGUCCACAUCGCCCUCUUCCGCACGCCGAUUCCUGCUCGGGCGUAUGUCGAAGGAAAGCAAGGCGAACACGGUCGACGCUUCACCGAGCGUCGCUGGCAAGUCGUCCGCAGGGGGCCCGGUGCAGAGGUGGGCUAGUUCGGUGACGAGGCUGCAGCCGGAUAGGUCGUUGUGCUUCUGGCAGCUGAAUCAUCGGUUGGCGUUGAUAGCGCUGAUCCAAUCGGACGUGCAUGCCAAGCAGACCGGGCUGAUUGAUUAUAAUGUGACGUUCUUCAGGAGGGCGGUUCAGGGGUUGUACGGUCUAGCUCAGACCAGCACUUGA